Ornithodoros turicata is the source of this 1645-nucleotide messenger RNA. RefSeq lists its product as uncharacterized. The coding region runs from base 34 to 1605 and encodes 523 amino acids. The record is from RefSeq and is a predicted model, not a curated record. NCBI's taxonomy places the organism in Eukaryota, Metazoa, Arthropoda, Arachnida, Ixodida, Argasidae. The transcript has 5 exons.
UCGACGUGUUUCGGUCGUUACACCGCUGUUCGGAUGUCCAGCCACAAUAAUUGCUGCAUAGUUGGAUGCAACGCGACUUAUGCGAACUCUCCAGGUGUGAAAUUUUACAGUUUUCCCUGGAAAAGUUACGAAAAGGAACGACGCGCCAUAUGGGUGCAACUUGUUCGCCGGCUGACUGCAUCCGGCAAGCCGUGGGUGCCUACCAAGCACUCUCGAAUAUGCAGCAAGCACUUCGUUGGCAAUGCAAAGUCCGACAAUGCUACACACCCUGCCUACAACCCGUCAAUCUUCCCCGAAGCGUACAGGAAGCGACAGAUACGUACCACCGAUCGCUACGAAAGGUCAAAACGGCGCAGAGACUGGGUUGCCUGUAACGUUCUAUCUGCUGCACCGGGACCUGACAACAAUGACAACUGUGAGCCCAUCGCUUCUGACACUGAAGAUCUCGCAGUAGUGGAAGAUUAUGCAGGAUGUGGCAUGCAUGAAGACGAACCACCAACAAAGGAGGCCUUUACAAUGACGGAUGAGUCAGUCGAAAGCUCGAGGCUCUUAACUUUCUACUGCACUCGCAACGGUGAUGACAUGGGAGUUCAAGUCAGCAGCAUUCCAACAGUUGACUGUGGCACCUUAUGCCCAAAGGCAGUGCACGAGACACGGAGUGCUGGUCCAGCCUACAAGGAAACUUACUUCGGUGGCUAUAAAAGCAUUGUGGAUAAUGAGCAGCGGCUGUUGGAUUUAACUGGUGUGACAUUAGUGGUCCUCUCCCUUCUGCAAAGCCUCCUCCCAGAGAAAGGUCGCCAUGCCCAAGAGCUGCACAUUAACGACAAGCUCCUCCUUUUCCUGAUGAAGCUGAAGCAUGGCUUGCCCUUCUCAUGUCUGGGCGCUCUAUUUGGUGUCCAUCGAACAACUGCUGCUAAGGCUUUCAAGGCUGUCCUUUUUCACCUCUGUGCCACUACAAAGUCAUGGCUUUUCUGGCCCAGCAGAGCUGCAAUCAAAGCAACUAUGCCACCAAGCUUUCGUCAUCUAUACCCGGACUGUCGACUGAUUAUUGAUUGCACAGAGUUGAAAGCAGAAAUGCCAGACGGGGUCAGAGCACAGAACAUGUGGUACUCUCACUACAAGGGCACAUAUACUAUUAAGUAUCUCAUUGGAAUAGCACCAAAUGGACUAGUGACAUUUCUUUCACCAGGCUUUGGUGGAAGAGCCAGUGACCCAAGUGUAACUGUAGAGUCAGGGCUUCUGCCGCGGCUAGAGCCAGGGGACCUUGUGCUCGCUGAUAAAGGCUUUCCUGGAAUCCGGACAGGUGUCGGGCAACAAAAAGCUACCCUAGUAAUGCCUCCAUUUGCAACCAAACCUCAGUUUACCGAGGCUGAGGUUGAUGCAACCUACGAGACAGCGGCUGUACGCAUACACGUUGAGAGGGUAAUCCAAAGGCUACGGAUCUUCGACAUUUUAAACAGGAGGAUACCACAUGACCUCACAGAAUACAUGGACAAAAUAAUGCACAUCAUAUGUGUCUUAACAAACUUGAGACCUGGCAUAUUUCAAAAUAGUAGUGAAGCUGUGGGUUCACCAAUGGUCCAGGCUUCUGUGCCAGUAGCGUAGAUGUUUUGCAACAAGCCCAUGAACAAGACUAGCCCAAAUG